AUGGAUGAUCUUCAUUGUAGUACUGCAUCAGCUGCUACACCUGGCAGUGUUGCUGCUCUAUCUAGUACUAAUCCUAAGGAGAGUGAGAAUGAGGAGACGAGUAAACAUAAAGAGGAUGAGAAAGGGGAGAAGGAUAAUUGUGUGAGUGGCAAACGUCAGAAAAUUACAUCCGUAGUUUGGAAGGACUUUGAUAGGGUUGUCAAAGAUGACAAGGUGACAGCUACUUAUUUGUGGACAUCAGAACACCAAAAUCUUGGUUAUUGUGUUUUGACCUGUCACUACAUUGAUGAUGAGUGGAACUUACAUAAGAAGAUCCUUUCUUAUAAGAUGCUUCCAACCCCCCAUACUGGGGAAGCUAUAAGUGAGCACAUAAAGACUCAAUUGUUAAGUUGGAAUCUUGAUAAGAAGAUUUUGAAUCUUAUUGUUCAAGAUGGAUUGGUAGAGCUUAGAGAUGCACUGAUGAAGACUCGGUGGAAUUCCACUUAUGAAAUGCUUCAUAAUGCUUUAGAGGUGAAAGUAGCUUUUGAAUGUCUGGCAGAAUUGGAUAACAAUUUCAAGACUUUGCCAACUAUGGAGGAGUGGGAGAAGUGCAAAAAAAUUGAGCAAUGUUUAGAAAUUUUUUAUGAUGCCACCAUGCACAUGUUGGGUUGCAAGUAUCCUACUGCAAAUUUCUACUUCAAAGAUGUGUGUGGUAUUCUUUUGAAGAUACGUGGAUGGGAACAAAGCAAAGAUGAUUGUAUUAGUUCUAUGGCCAUCACGAUGAGAUUAAAAUAUGAGAAAUAUUGGAAGGGUGCUAGUUUGUUUAUGGCGCUUGGGGCUAUUCUUGAUCCUCGCUACAAGAUGAUACUUAUUAUGUUUUGCAUGCAUAGGAUUUGUUGGAAUAUUGAUGCUGAACAUUAUGUUUCACAAAUCAAAUUUGAUGUGGCUGACCUCUAUGCUGAGUAUGCAAGUAAGUUUAGUAGUUCUUGUACUCAAUCUAUUGGGGAUGUCUUUGAUAGUGUUGCCACCAGGAAUGAGUCGUCUGAUGGAAGUUUUAAGAAAGAGAAAAAAAGUUAUAAUGAUGAUUUUAAGAAAUUUGUAGCUGAGGAGUACAGUGUUUUAAUGCAACCCUCAAAGUCUGAAUUGGAUCGAUGCUUGGAAGAAAGUUUAUUUUCCGAUGUGGAUGAUGAUUCUUGCUUUGAUAUUUUACAUUGGUGA
This is a messenger RNA of Telopea speciosissima, 1197 nucleotides long. RefSeq names its product zinc finger BED domain-containing protein RICESLEEPER 3-like. Bases 1 to 1197 code for a protein of 398 amino acids. The transcript has 4 exons. Gene Ontology annotation, molecular function: DNA binding. NCBI's taxonomy places the organism in Eukaryota, Viridiplantae, Streptophyta, Magnoliopsida, Proteales, Proteaceae. The record is from RefSeq and is a predicted model, not a curated record.